AUAUUAACGACGCACCAAAACAACGUGACCUUUCAAAUAUGAAGCGAGAUGUGAACGUUGAAUAAAAACACUUGGAAAUCGGAUCAACGCAUUCAAAUGACUAUAACAUCUACUUUUUCAGAAACCAGGCAAUGUGUGAAUUAAAUUUGAAUCGCUUCUUUUUUCCUGGUUAGAUUUGAAAGCCACAAUCACGAUGCUGCGUUUCCUCACUGCCCGGGAUUUGAGUUUAAUCUUCAAGAGAAGUGUUCCUGCUUCGUCAUGCCUUGCAAAGAGACAGGUGAAUCGCUUUCAAAGAGUUAAUUUCUGCACAACAAGCCCCUCCAGGAAAGAUGCCUCGCUUCCCAACCCACGUGUAUCAGAUGGACCAGAGACUAUAGACCUGGAUAAAUGGAAAACUGUCAUGAAGUCAAAAGCUACACCAGAGGACAAGAUACAAGUGGAUGAAGGUGAAGAUGAGGAGGAGACAGAGGGAGACAUGACACUUGAAGCAAUCCGUGAACUGGUUUCAAUGUGGAGGCUUGCUGGAAAACUUGUGCCUCAAGAAAUCACUGAUGAGGAGCUCCAAACUCUGGCAGAACUCAGCACAAAGUCUGCAAGAAAGAAGUACCUAAAGUAUCUAGCUAUCAGAGAGGGUCACAAGAAGUCUAGGAAAGAGAAACAGCAGAAAAAGAAAGCCCACAGGGAAGCCUUGAUGGAGAAAAGGGUUGAGGUCGAGGGUGAUGGUCAAAAAGAACCAGAAAUGAAAAACUCUUUAAUUUUACAGUUUUGGAACCGGUCCUUGGACAGACUUUUGGCCUGGAGGAGCGCCCAAGCUAUGGUUUUUGGUCAGCCAUUGAUUUUUGACUUGAGUUAUGAGGACAAUAUGACAAAACAAGAAAUUGAAAAUACUGUAUCCCAGCUCAUGGAAGUUGAGGCGUGGAACAGAAGAGCCAUUGAUCCGUUUCAUCUACACUUCUGUAACCUGCAACCGGACAGUUAUUACAAACAGCAGCUGAUCAAACGCUAUGGGGAAGAAACUUGGGAUCGACUGUUUAUAACCAGCACCGAAAAGCAACAUUUUGAGGUUUUCCCACGUGAACAACUUGUGUAUCUCACUGCUGAUUCUCCAAAUGUCCUUCGCACCUAUGAUCACAAUAAAGUCUACAUAGUUGGGGCUUUAGUCGACCGCUCAAUCCAAAAAGGACUGUCUCUAGCAAAUGCAAAACGUUUAAAACUUGCCACAGCACGUUUGCCUCUGGAUGAGUUUCUUCACUGGGAGAUGGGGGCUAAAAAUCUGACUCUGGACCAGCUCAUUCGCAUCAUGCUUAUGAUUAAAGACACAGGCAAGUGGGAAGAGGCUUUGCAGUUUGUGCCAACAAGGAAACAUGAUGGAUUUCAUCCUCACCAACGGAAAGAGACCAAAUCUGUGACAAAUACAAGUCAAAAGAUAUUUAAAAGUGGGAGCAACUCAGCAAAAGACUUGAUGCUUGGCAACAGGAAUAUAAAACCUACAUUAAAUAGACCAAAGACUAUGAAAGCCAAAACAGGAAAAUCAAAACAAGCAAACAGAAAUGGAAACUGGUGGGAUGAGUGAGGACAGAAGGCUUGAACUAAUGCUCAAAAACCACAUUUAAAUAAAAAAAAAGCUUUUAUUUUUUAUUUGUUGAAGGCCAAUCUCAUGU
This is a messenger RNA of Periophthalmus magnuspinnatus, 1661 nucleotides long. RefSeq names its product tRNA methyltransferase 10C, mitochondrial RNase P subunit (gene trmt10c). Gene Ontology annotation, molecular function: tRNA binding. Gene Ontology annotation, biological process: positive regulation of mitochondrial translation; mitochondrial tRNA 5'-end processing. The record is from RefSeq and is a predicted model, not a curated record. NCBI's taxonomy places the organism in Eukaryota, Metazoa, Chordata, Actinopteri, Gobiiformes, Gobiidae. The coding region runs from base 194 to 1573 and encodes 459 amino acids. Gene Ontology annotation, cellular component: nucleoplasm; nucleus; mitochondrion. The transcript has a single exon.